Molecule: messenger RNA, 3620 nt
Organism: Biomphalaria glabrata
Lineage: Eukaryota; Metazoa; Mollusca; Gastropoda; Planorbidae
Product: guanine nucleotide-binding protein G(o) subunit alpha-like
Exons: 10
Coding region: 481-1641 (386 amino acids)
Biological process (GO): adenylate cyclase-modulating G protein-coupled receptor signaling pathway
Cellular component (GO): heterotrimeric G-protein complex
Molecular function (GO): G protein-coupled receptor binding; guanyl nucleotide binding; G-protein beta/gamma-subunit complex binding
Source: RefSeq, a predicted model, not a curated record
AGCACAGGCUGGUCUUAUCAGUGAUGCGUACCAGACGCUUUGAUCAACUGCAGGUUACCCUAAUAGAUGCAUUACUAGAGUUAGUCGGCAAGUUGUACAGAAUGUUGGACUGUUGCAGCUCAUUAAAUGAUAACAUUGGAGUUCCCAGUUUAGAAGUAGCCUACACUCUAUUUCAGUAAAUCAGCAAUAGGAUUUAGUGCUUCAAGUAGAUCAAUUAGUCCUGGGAUAUUUUUAGAACUUUAAUCCCUACCUUAUGACAAGAAGCCUCUAUAUCUGGAAAUAGCAGCUCUGGAUCAUCCAAUGAAAUGUAUCUGUUUCGCGAGGCCCCACUUGAUGUGAACAUGGCUCCUGUCAACACUUGGUUAGGUGACCGCUCUCUCACGCUGCCCCUACUUACUCUAUAAAACGUGUGCCGCAAGUCAUUUAUUUGACUAGACAAAAGAAAUAGAGAGUAAUUACAUUAACAUUCAAACUUCCAAUAUGAAUAAAAGUGGACGGUCAGCAAUAGCUCGCAGUAAAAGUAUUGACCAACUACUGGACGAAGACCGAGAGAAAAGAGAACGAGAAAUCCAAAUUCUAAUAUUAGGGGCCCCUGCAACAGGUAAAAGUACCUUCAUCAAACAGUUCAGACUUCACUAUGGCGAUAGAUUUCCUCAGAGUGAACGGCGGACUUUCCACGACCAGAUCCAUCAAAAUGUUGCAUUUUCUUUGGUCCAUUUGAUGGAUCAUAUGGAGCGUCUGGGACUCAAGUUUCAUGGGCCAUCUGUUCAGAAACUUGCCGAAGAUUUUCGCAAAAAACAUCCGAGAAUUUCUCUUACAAAACUUACAAAGAAAUUUAAAGAAGAAAAUGAAAAGGCAGAGGUUAUGUGUCCAGUCACCACUAGAGCGGAGCUUACCAAAAGACUAUCUUCCCUAGAUGUUUAUCAACCAGAAGUGCCCAACAUUGAUGACAUGCACACCUUGUGGGCGGACACUGCCAUGCAGAUUGGCUUUGAGAAGAGACAUACAUUUGAAACGGAUAAAUUAACCUUCAGUUCAGAAUAUUUCCUAAACCACAUUGGCAGAAUUUGUCAUCCAAACUACCUGGCAAGUGUUCAAGACAUUCUACUCAUCCGCUGGCCAAGUCUCGGCGUUCAGGAACAUCAGUUUAUCAUUGAUAACUUUCUAUAUAGAAUGAUUGAUGUAGCCGGGCAAAGAAGUCUAAGGAAAAAAUGGAUUCAUUUUUUUGAUGAAGUCACUGUGGUGACAUUUUUUGUCAAUUUGGCGGCGUUCGACGAGUACAGCGAGGAGGAUCCAACAGUGAACAGUUUAUAUGACAGCCUUCAAGCUUUCAUUGAGAUUGUCCACAGUCACUUCUUGGACAAAACAGAUUUUAUUUUGUUUUUCAACAAAAAAGAUUUGUUCGCCAGCAAGAUUAAAACAUCAUCGCUGUCUCAAUGCUUUUCUAAUUUUAAAGGUCCGCAGACACUUGAGACGUGCAUCCAACACGUGAGAGAACAAUUUCUUCAAAGUAAACCCCAGCAGAAACAAGUCUACACUCAUGUCUGUUGUGCUAUUGACGUGACAUUUAUGAAAGAUCUCCUCAGCUGUGUUAUUCAAUGUAUUAAUGAUGUAUAUAUUCGAAAAUCAAAGACCUACUAGAUGACAUCGUACAGGGCCGGUCCUGUUAGGGUGCGGGGCCCUUGGCGUACAUGCUGCGCUAUAACUCUGUCAUUGGUUGUUCAUUAAUGGGCCUACCGGUAAUCUAUAAAUUCGAAUAUGUUAUGAAGCGGGGGCCCGGCACGUCCCAGGCUACUAACCAUCUUGUAGGACCGACCCUGUCGAAAAGUAGGCCUAUACACGUUCUACAUUGAUGAUUGUACACACACACACACAAAUAAAAGAUGAAGUAAAUAACACUAUGAACCAUGUUCUGUGUAGAUUGAAUGGAUUUAGUUGAACAUUAUACAAGCUAGUGAACUUUUAUUACACAGCAUCUUUUUUUAUUCUCUCUUCUCUCAAGUUAUUUUUUUAGGAUUGAAAAAAAAAGGUGGGGGGGGCUCUUGAGUUGAAAACACCCCAGUUGUCUCCAUUUUUUUUUUAUUUGAAGGACAUAACCAUCCAAUUAACUUCUGAUCUACGCUAGUAGAUUUCGUUCAUUGUGCUAUGACGUCAUGGUUAUUCUUCCCAAACACUUUUCAUUCAACAAUACCAGCUUCCUCUUCAUUGGCUUAAUGAGCACUAGAACAUUGUGCAUGGAGUAAAGUCAAAUUCUUUCUGGACUGAAAUAUUAUAUACAGUAUUUAUUUUUAUUUUUUUUUAACUAUCACAGUCACCUAAUAAAUGUCGUGAAUUCAGUUUGUUUGUUUAACUGUGUAUUUUGUCUUCUUCUUUGAUUUAGCUCAUCUCUUUGCACCACAGUGAAAGAUAUUGACUUGUCUAUCCAAUAAUUCCAUCAUUCGAUGAUUCUCGAUCCUUACAUGUUAAAAAAAUCAUGUAUAUUAAAACCAGUAUACCAUUUAUUUUGCGUAACCGGGUUCAUCGCUUGGACAAGAGAGCAUUUAUAGGCCUACCACCAAGCAGGAUUUUAUCAAUGGCUUGCUCGUAACACUUCAGUUUAAUGACCUAUGUUGAUUUAUUUUAAUGCAGUGUUUAUGUGAUAUUCUACUGGAACUAGAAAUUCGUAGAUUGAAAACAUGUUUAUGCCACUCAAGUAGACAUUACAAUAUCUCAGUGAUGCUCAUAUAACAACUGGAGUCACAUCAAGCCUCUCAGUCCAUUGGACUGGAUUCGAUUUUGUUUAUUUUGAUGUAUCACACACAAAUGUAUGUGGCUCCGAGGCCGCAAACUGGCAGGUUUUUAUAGUUUUAAAUGCUGAAUAAUUAACAAAGACUAUGCCUAAAUAUUGCUGAUGUUCAAGCUGAACUGCUAUUAAUUAAUGCAUACUUAAAAACCUGAUUUUGGGAUACUGUCAAAUCUAAGUUAUGGAGUCCAAUAAAAUUCUAAGUCGAUUUGCAGUUCAUGUCAUUAUGGACUUCAGUGGGGGAUAUUUUAUGGUUUCAGUGGGCUGAGAUUUCAAUGGGGCGGUGCAAGGGUUGGAUGUGGCCUGCAGGCUUAUUUUGGUCAUCACUUAUCUACAUGUUCAUCUUGUGUUGUAGGUUCACUUUGCUCAGUGGUUCCCAAACUUUUUUGUCUUGUAUACCCCAUGCCACGUUUUCCACAUCUCGGUAGACCUAUUGCUUGGCCUAUAAUGCUUUUUUGAAAAUUCAUCCUUUUUUAAAUUAAAUGCGUAUACCGGUAUCUAAAUUUGGAAAUUGGGAAAAUUCGCCCCAAUCAAUUUCUGCUUUAUUAAUUAAAUUCUCACAAGAAAUGGUGAUAUAAUUUAUCAAAUUUAAGUUAUCCCCAUGUAGCUGCAAGUUCAUGGCAUUAAAUGUAGCAGCAUGUUCAUGUCAUUAAAUGUAGCAGCAAGUUCAUGUCAUUAAAUGUAGCUGCAAGUUCAUGUCAUUAGAUGUAGCUGCAAGUUCCUGUCAUUAAAUGUAGCUGCAAGUUCAUGUCAUUAAAUGUAGCAGCAAGUUCAUGGCAUUAAAUGUAGCUGCAUGUUCAUGUCAUUAAAUGUAGCAGCAAGUUCAUGUCAUUAAAUG